AUCACAUCAGACAAACCGCUUCUACUUGUGAUCGACUCAAUCGACCAGCUAACGCCAAGUUACAAUGCACAUCUCAUGAAUUGGCUGCCAAAAUCCUGUCAACCGAGUGUUAAAAUUAUCAUAUCUGUAUUACCGGGAUAUUACGACAUCUUACCGACUCUUCGCCGACGACUACGCGACGAAGAAUGCUAUAUUGAGGUGCCUUCACUCACCAAAGAGACUGGCCAUGAGAUUCUUGACGCCUGGCUUGAGGGAAGUCAUCGAAGUCUCACCGAAUCACAGCGAGAGAUUGUCAUGAAGGCAUUCGUCCAAUGCCCACAGCCUCUGUUCCUGAAACUCAUUUAUACAGAGGCCUCUCAAUGGUGCUCAUAUACAGAUGUCAGCGGUGUUGACCUCGGCGCAAGCGUGAAAGAAGCAAUCACUUUACUCUUUGAACGAAUCGAAAGAAAGCACGGAAAAGUCUUGGUCUCGCAUGCUCUUGGUUACAUCACCGCUGCCCGCCACGGGCUCACGGAGAACGAGCUUGAGGACAUUUUGUCRCUCGACGAUGAYGUCAUYGAUGACGUUUAUCARUAYUGGGAUCCUCCUGUUGAAGGAGUCGUACGCUUACCAAAUUUACUGUGGGCUCGCAUUAGGCAUGACAUUAAUGAGUUCUUUGUGGAGCGACAGGCCGAUAAGAAGACCAUUGUCACGUGGUAUCAUCGUCAGUUUUGGGAGUCAGCGGAGCUGCGGUAUCUGAGCGUCAGAGAUGAAAGAAUUUCCCGACAUGCUUUGAUGUGCGAGUAUUUUCAAGGUACUUGGGGAGGCGGCUGCAAGAAACACAUCACGCUUACACGACGCAAGAAGGCGUUACCCGAUGCUGACAGACAAGUCGCUUCGCAACCUCUUCUCUUCGCAAAGGACGUUUACAACCUGCGCAAACUCAGUGAGACUCCGUAUCACUUCGUCAAAGCCGAGCACAUGGAGGCAUUGAAAAAUGAAAUCUUGUUUAAUUUUGAAUGGAUCAACGCAAAGAUUCAUGGUCAAUCUCUCAAUGACGUACUUGAAGAUUACGAUAACGCAUUGCGUGACGGUCACGACAUGGAAAUAAGGCUUGCGAAAGAAACUCUUGUCCUUGCAAGUAGUAACAUCAAGAAUGACCCUGAUUCCCUCGCCCCACAAAUCAUUGCACGCAUGCUCGCCUUCAAAGAUCAGUUUCCUCAUAUUGCAACACUGAUUGGUCACGCCUAUCGAUGGUGUCACGCAAGGAACACUCCUUUCUUCAUCCCAAUGUCACCUUGCCUUAUCUCUGCAGGGGGACCUCUCAUAACCAACCUUCGCGGUCACACACAACGUGUCAAUUCCGUGGCUGUCACGCGUGACAACAGCUUGCUUGUCACGUCAGGUGAAGACGGUCUUGUCAAUGUAUGGAAUCAAGGCGGAAAAGGACACAAUCACGAUUGCUUACACACUUUCAAAAUGGCGGAUAAAGGAAGCUCGUUUUUAGUCCUUACUCCAGAUGAUACACGCGUCGCGGCCUCUAUUGGACGUGAAUUGGGAGUAUGGAACCUAGAUACUGGUGAAAAUCUUCAUAAGUUUAAAAGUGAGGGGAAGGUUGGUUAUCUGGCCGUUACACCAGAUGGAAAUCASGUGGUUGGGGGCUGUGAUGACGGUGUGAUACGAUUAUGGGAUAUCCGUGAGGGAGUGACUGUUAAAGAUUUUACUGGACAUGAAGGUCCCAUAAACAGCAUAGCAUUUGACGGAGAUGGUCACGUGGUAUCAGCUUCUAAGGACUCAACAGUGAGAGUUUGGGACAUGACAAGUGGGGAGUCCACCCAUGUAUUCAAGGGGCACACAAAACCUGUACUAUGCCUGGUAGUGACGGGCAGUGGGAAAACAGUCGUGUCUGGCUCAGAAGACAAACAAGUAAAAUUGUGGGACCUGAAAUCACGUGACUGUGUUACCUUAAAAGGGCAUGCAGGUCUUGUAAAAUGUUUGGCCGCCAUGCACGAUGG
Messenger RNA from Exaiptasia diaphana, 1994 nucleotides. RefSeq names its product NACHT domain- and WD repeat-containing protein 1. Gene Ontology annotation, molecular function: protein binding. The record is from RefSeq and is a predicted model, not a curated record. The transcript is spliced from 6 exons. The annotation marks the transcript as partial. NCBI's taxonomy places the organism in Eukaryota, Metazoa, Cnidaria, Anthozoa, Actiniaria, Aiptasiidae.